Messenger RNA from Cadophora gregata, 1848 nucleotides. RefSeq lists its product as uncharacterized. Lineage: Eukaryota; Fungi; Ascomycota; Leotiomycetes; Helotiales; Ploettnerulaceae. The record is from RefSeq and is a predicted model, not a curated record. The transcript has 2 exons. Bases 1 to 1848 code for a protein of 615 amino acids.
AUGCCGUUCGAAUGCCCCGCGUGUAAAAAUGAAUAUAUCGAUAUUCUCGAUCAUAUUCGUAAAAAACACCCUACUGAUUCCUUUACAGAGCUUCAAUUACAGCCUAUAGGCCUUGUUCCCUGCCCUACCUGUGCUACAGCGUGUAAAGGAGCCCACGGGAUUAAGACUCAUAGCGCUAAAAUCCACGGAAUCACCGGUAGCUCUAGGGUAUCAACGCAGCACCGAAUCCAUACUACCCCCUCUGCCUCAGCACCCUUAGACGCUGAAAUCGACGAUUCUAUAGGCACCCCCUACCCUGUAAUCGAUUUCCCUCAGCUACUAGCACCCUUUCGAGCCGCUACCCCUAAGGCCAGAGCCUCUCUAGGCCUUUCAGGCUCUGAAUACCCUACAGCUCCAGGGGCUACAGGCCUGUAUAAGUCGCCUCCAGCACCUACAAGCCGAAAUCUCAGUACCCCUCCACCCCUACCAAGCCCCCCAUUCGAUAUCUACCCAGGCUUUACAGGCUCUCUGUCCCCUGUAACUUCAGCACCAAAUAGCCCUAAAUCGCCUACCUACGCCCAAGUUACCGCCACCCCUCUAGGCUCUAAGCCUUCAGCACCUACAGGCUCCAAGCACCCUACGGCUUCAGGCUCCAAGACCCCUGUACCUUCAGUACCUACAGGCUCUAAGCACCCUACGGCUCCAGGCUCCAAGUACCCCGCACCUUCAGCACCUGCAGGCUCCAAGACCCCAGCACCUUCAGCACCUACAGGCUCUAAGCACCCUACGGCUCCAGGCUCCAAGUACCCCGCACCUUCAGCACCUGCAGGCUCCAAGCACCCUACGGCUCCAGGCUCCAAGUACCCCGCACCUUCAGCACCUACAGGCUCUAAGCACCCUACGGCUUCAGGCUCCAAGUACCCCGCACCUUCAGCACCUGCAGGCUCCAAGCACCCUACGGCUUCAGGCUCCAAGACCCCUGUACCUUCAGUACCUACAGGCUCUAAGCACCCUACGGCUCCAGGCUCCAAGUACCCCGCACCUUCAGCACCUGCAGGCUCCAAGACCCCAGCACCUUCAGCACCUACAGGCUCUAAGCACCCUACGGCUCCAGGCUCCAAGUACCCCGCACCUUCAGCACCUACAGGCUCUAAGCACCCUACGGCUUCAGGCUCCAAGUACCCCGCACCUUCAACACCUACAGGCUCUAAGCACCCUACGCCUUCAGGCUCCAAGUACCCCGCACCUUCAGCACCUACAGGCUCUAAGACCCCUGUACCGUCAGUACCUACAGGCUCCAAGUACCCGACGGCUCUAGGCCCCGACCUCCCUACAGGCACCCGAAGGAUUCAGACCCCACGGGGUAUUUGGUACUCGAUUCCAGGGGAAGUAGACGCUAUACUCCCAGCGUACGACGGCCCUACAGGCCCUGAACCAGACUCCCUCCUAGGCUCUCGACCCCCCACGCCUACAGGCUCUACGUCACCUAUAUACGCCCAAAUCGUCGCUACAGGCUAUAUACCCCCGAAGCCGUCCACUAAACGCCCUGCAAGAACACCCUCCCCAGGGGCUCAACGCCCUACGACACGCCAAAAGAUAGGCCCUACGCAGCCUAUAGAGCCUAUAAUCAAAGACAGCUCGUCCGACGAAGAUCUUUAUAGUGCCUCUACAGCGCUAUCGUCCCCUACCCCUAGCUUUGAAGACGCUAUCUCAACGCCUAUACCAACUACACCUACCGAUAAGACGCCUACCACACCUAGCCUACCCUCUGAUAGCCCCUACUUCCCUCGACUAUCACGACUCUUCUCCCCCAACAACCCCUACAACACACCUACCCUCCAAAACUACCACAACUCACCUACCCUCUAA